AAAUAAUAAUAAGAUGAACACUUGGAUUAUCAAUAUUGUAAAAUCAAAAUAAAUGUACAAAAACGGAAUUUCCUCAAAAAUAGAUAGGAGAGAUAUAGACCUAGCAUUUUUACCUCAGUUAUCAAUUUUCAGUAAGUAUACUUCAAUUUCCAAAUAAAUUUGAUAGAUCAGUAAUGGGUCAUUAUAUCAAAACAUGCAAUUCUAGCAUUUUUACAACUUUAUUCAGCACAAUUAAUGGCCAUUUUAUCAUAGCCCAACACCUCUUUAAACGAUAUUUUAGUGUCACCAUAAUAUAAACGAGAGGAUUUACAUGUGUCUCUUCCAACAAUUUUUUUUACUCAUAGAAAAAGGGAAAAAAUAUUAUUUGGCAAUUUGUAGACAUGUAAUGUUGCUACAUACGUAAUAAAUGAAAGGUUGUCGUUUUAUACACAACAAACUAGUAUAUAUAGAUGAUAGAUGUGCUAAGUCAGAUCAUGCACAAACACAACACCUAUUAGGAAGAAGAUUAACGAUAGCUCGCUGACAUGUCUCAACAGGCCACUACCUAUGGUAGUGUUAAAAAUAUUACUAGCUCACCCAUCGUAUAUCAGAUUUCCAAAGAUUGGCAAGGAGCUGUUGGAUCUGGCGAUCUCAAAUCUUAUCCAGUUCAAAUCCAGCCUUCUGCUACAGGUACUUUUGAACAUGUUGGAAACGAAAAUGGUUCACAGGCAGCUGUUGUGUAUAGCGUUACAAAUAGCGCUGGAAAAGCCUAUGAUGUACUUUUAGCUUGGUUCAACCAGCCUAAUUCUCCUAACAAGGCUUAUACUCUGAUUGAUGAAGCUGGCUCCUUUACAACCGAUCGUUGGCCUGGAGUUUUUGAUACCCUGAUCAAUUCCAGCAAAAAGAGCGCCAGUACAGUUGGAGGAUGCACCUCAGUAGUUGAAAUUGCGGAUGGAAAUUUCCCAAAAUUUUCGGCAGCAAUAAGUUCUGCUUAACUGCCUGUGUUGAGGGCUGAUGUAAUAGGCUGUCAAAAUAACUAAGUAAAUAAAGUGCCUUGUGCACUAGCACUCUUAGACUAUUAGAGUGAAUUUGGCAGCCAAUAGACUAUUAGUGUGUUUAUGUGUUUGUAAUCUAAUAUUUUGGUUUCCUGUGGAUCGUACAUCCCAUUUGGAAAUUUUAAAUAUCAAUAAAGAAUUACACCCCUUGUCUGGUUUAUAACUUUG
This is a messenger RNA of Durio zibethinus, 1202 nucleotides long. RefSeq names its product jasmonate-induced protein homolog. NCBI's taxonomy places the organism in Eukaryota, Viridiplantae, Streptophyta, Magnoliopsida, Malvales, Malvaceae. The record is from RefSeq and is a predicted model, not a curated record.